AUGGACACCCCCAUCCACCCAAACCUAACCCACCUCGCCACCCUCUCGCACCGCGCCCGCCAACGAAGCGAAGCCCGCAUCAGCUGGGCCUAUAUCAGCGACACGCCCGCGGCCGUGGUCUGCGGGCUGUGCGGGGAGCACGAGCACAUGUGCGCGGACACGCGGUUCUGGAGGUGUCCGAUGGCGGCGUGUGGGCACAGCGUCUGGCACGAUAGCUGCCUGGACGGGAUGUUUGAGCGGGAGGCGGUGGCCGGCCGCGCGCUGGCGUUCGGGUGUCCGGCUUGUGGGACGGGGUGGUGGCUGCGGAGUGAGAUGAGUGCGGAGGGGGCGCAGUUGCGCGAGGCGUGGCAGGAGAUGCAAAUGUUGAUGCUAUUGCAGGGGGUGGAGGAGAUGGAGGGGUGGAGUGGGCCGGGUUCGCAGCAGGGUGGGCUGGAGGAGGGUGUGCAGCAGCAGCAGCAGCAGCAGCAGCUGGCUUUGGAGCAGGAGCGCCACCUCAGCCACCUACACCAGGAGUACAAGCUGAAAAAGCAGCAGAGGCAGCAGCAGGCUUUAGCGGAGGAGGGCCACCUCCGCCAGGCUUACCAGCAGUACCUGCUGAAGGAGCAGCAGGCUUUAGAACAGCGGGGCUUGGAGCAGCAGGGCAUAGAGGAGCAGCAGCAGGAUCACCUUCACCAAUCUCACCAGCAGUACCAGCAGAAGCAGCAGCAGCAGCAGGGUUCAGAGCAGCAGCAUCAUACCCACCAGCUCUACCAGCAGUACCAGCAGGGCUUAGAGCAGCAGGACAUAGAGCGACAAUAUCACACCCAUCAGCUCUACCAUCUAAAGCAGCAACAGCAGCAACAGCUACAGCAGAGUUUCAUUCCGCUGCUACAGCCAGAAAGUUCGGGUGAAGACACCUGA
Molecule: messenger RNA, 900 nt
Organism: Aspergillus aculeatus ATCC 16872
Lineage: Eukaryota; Fungi; Ascomycota; Eurotiomycetes; Eurotiales; Aspergillaceae
Exons: 1
Coding region: 1-900 (299 amino acids)
Source: RefSeq, a predicted model, not a curated record